UACAAAAUUGUGAUCGAGUUGAUUUCCUAAUUAAUAACAUCUCGAAAAAUAAGGUAACAACGUGAUGUUCCUUGCAGUAUGAUGGGUGACAAAAGUUGGCUUUUUACCGUGGCGGCGGCGAUCAUAUGUACUGCCGCCACAGUAAGAGGAGCUUAUAAUCCAACGCCGGGGGCGCCUACCUCCUCGUCGCCGAUGCAAGAAAAACACGAGAAAUGGAUGAAAGUUUACGGGCGAUCGUACAACGACGAUGCAGAGAGAGCCAAGCGGUUCUACAUAUUCAAGGAAAACGUAGAAUAUAUUGAGGCUUUUAACAAGGGGUAUGGGAAGAAGCGGAGUUACAAGCUUGGGGUCAACCAGUUUGCUGAUCUGACUAAGGAGGAAUUCUUAGCCCGCAAAACUGGGUUCCAAGGAAUUCCUCGAUCUUGUUGGGCGUUUUGUGCGGUGGCGGCGGUGGAAGGCAUCCAUCAGAUCUCGACCGGAAAACUACUUUCCCUCUCGGAACAACAACUAGUCGAUUGCGACGUUAGCCGCGCCGAUCAGGGCUGUGCAGGCGGAUUAAUGGACGCGGCUUACAAGUUCAUCGUCAAGAACAAGGGACUCGCCACCGAGGCCGACUACCCAUACACGGGACUCAACGGAACAUGCACCACCGUAGCGGCGGCGGCGAAGAUCAAGGGCUUCGAGGACGUCCCCGCCGACAACGAGACGGCCCUGCUUCACGCGGCGGCGCACCAGCCGGUGUCUGUCGCGGUCGAAGCCUCCGGAAAAGCAUUCCAGUUCUACCACAGCGGCGUGUUCACCGGCUACUGCGGGACCCAGCUCGACCAUGCGGUCACUAUCGUCGGGUACGGGAAGACGAAGCAAGGGAUGAAAUAUUGGUUGGUGAAAAACUCGUGGGGGAAGCUGUGGGGGGAGAAGGGUUUCAUGAGGAUGAAAAGAGGCAUUCGUGACAAGAAGGGACUUUGUGGCCUCGCCAUGAUGGCUUCCUAUCCAACCCUUUGAUUAUUUUGAUUUUGCAUGCAUGUAUAAUAAGGUGUCUAUCUCUAAAAUGUGUCUCUACUAAGACUAUAUGAUUUUGUAAUCUAUAUAUCUAUCUAUCUGGUGGGAUAAAAAGUGGUCCUUAUUGAAUAAAUGCCCUUGUUCAUA
Molecule: messenger RNA, 1146 nt
Organism: Cuscuta campestris
Lineage: Eukaryota; Viridiplantae; Streptophyta; Magnoliopsida; Solanales; Convolvulaceae
Source: the annotation of a GenBank genome assembly